GCACGGAUUUGCCCAACGUGUCGCGCCAGCGGGCGCGGAAUCACUGGCUGCUGAAGACCUUGGAACCUGAACUCGUGAUUAGCUGCUCGGCAAAGGCGGAACUGGGAUCAGUCCAACUGCUAAAUCUAGAAGCGCUCGCAGGUUCCCCUCCUAGCCCGGACCUGCCGGACCUGGAUGGAGUCCCGGAGCUCAUGGCGUUGAUGUGCACCGGGGGAAGUCAGCGCUUGAAGAUUGUCCAAGUGACGCACGAGAUGAUGAUCUCUGAGCAAAGUGCCUAUCGUUGCCUGGCAUCGGAAGUCACGACGCUGCCGGAAUUUCCGCGCGUCUUGCAGCAGCACCGCAGCUUUUGGCCC
Cladocopium goreaui is the source of this 353-nucleotide messenger RNA. Lineage: Eukaryota; Dinophyceae; Suessiales; Symbiodiniaceae. The record is from the annotation of a GenBank genome assembly.